Prorocentrum cordatum is the source of this 2247-nucleotide messenger RNA. The record is from the annotation of a GenBank genome assembly. Lineage: Eukaryota; Dinophyceae; Prorocentrales; Prorocentraceae.
AUGGUCGCCGCGGGAGGCAGCCACACGGUGCUGCUCAGGAGCGACGGCACGGCCGUGGCCUGCGGCUGGAAUAGCUACGGCGAGUGUAACGUGCCGGCGCUGGACGGAGGCCUGAGCUACACGCAGGUCGCCGCGGGAUACAGCCACACGGUGCUGCUCAGGAGCGACGGCACGGCCGUGGCCUUCGGCGCGAAUGACCGCGGACAGUGCAACGUGCCGGCGCUGGACGGUGGCCUGAGCUACACGCAGGUCGCCGCGGGAAGUGGCCACACGGUGUUGCUCAGGAGCGACGGCACGGCCGUGGCCUGCGGCGCGAAUGACCGCGGCAAGUGCAACGUGCCGGCGCUGGACGGUGGCCUGAGCUACACGCAGGUCGCCGCGGGAAGUGGCCACACGGUGUUGCUCAGGAGCGACGGCACGGCCGUGGCCUUCGGCGCGAAUCACCGCGGCCAGUGCCACGUGCCGGCGCUGGACGGUGCGCUGACGUACACCGCGCGCCUGCUCGUCGGCGCGACGCUGCUCCUGCAGGCGUCGCUCGACGGCGGCGCGGUGCGCUUCCUGACCCUGGGCGGGGUGGAGCGCUGCCGGGUGCGGGUGGCGCCCGGCGCGCCGCUCGCUGGCGUGCGCGACUGGCUGGCGGGCGAGCUGGGCGCGGGCAGGCUGGGCCCCGGGCUCGGCCGCGCCGACGCGGCCCUGCCAGGCGGACGGCUCCUGAGCGGGGCCUCGGCGGGCGAGACCGUCGCGGACGCCUUCGGGGUUGUAGACAUCGGGUGCCUCCAGGCAUCCAGGGGCGGGGUCCCUGUGGGCCGCCCCGGCUCGAGCCGUGGCCCUUCGCGGAGCCCCGAGCGCUCCCAGAAGCCCGCGCGGGCCUCCCGACCGCGCCCACGGAUGGUCGCCGCGGGAGACACCCACACGGUGCUGCUCAGGAGCGACGGCACGGCCGUGGCCUUCGGCGCGAAUGACUACGACCAGUGCAACGUGCCGGCGCUGGACGGUGGCCUGAGCUACACGCGGGUCGCCGCGGGAUGCAUCCACACGGUGUUGCUCAGGAGCGACGGCACGGCCGUGGCCUUCGGCGCGAAUGACCGCGGCCAGUGCAACGUGCCGGCGCUGGACGGUGGCCUGAGCUACACGCAGGUCGCCGCGGGAGGCAGCCACACGGUGCUGCUCAGGAGCGACGGCACGGCCGUGGCCUUCGGCGCGAAUGGCUACGACCGGUGCAACGUGCCGGCGCUGGACGGUGGCCUGAGCUACACGCAGGCCGCCGCGGGAUGCAUCCACACGGUGUUGCUCAGGAGCGACGGCACGGCCGUGGCCUUCGGCGCGAAUCACCACGGCCAGUGCAACGUGCCGGCGCUGGACGGUGGCCUGAGCUACACGCAGGUCGCCGCGGGAGGCAGCCACACGGUGCUGCUCAGGAGCGACGGCACGGCCGUGGCCCUCGGCGCGAAUUACCGCGGCCAGUGCAACGUGCCGGCGCUGGACGGUGGCCUGAGCUACGUGCAGGUCGCCGCGGGACACAGCCACACGGUGCUGCUCAGGAGCGACGGCACGGCCGUGGCCUUCGGCGCGAAUCACCACGGCCAGUGCAACGUGCCGGCGCUGGACGGUGGCCUGAGCUACACGCAGGUCGCCGCGGGAGGCAGCCACACGGUGCUGUUCAGCACACCGUCCUUCUUCGGAGCGACGGUGCGCUCCGACCUGGGCGGGGGGGAGCGCUGCCGGGUGCGGGUGGCGCCCGGUGCGCCGCUCGCUGGCGUGCGCGAGCUGCCUGGCAGCGAGCUGGGCGCGGGCAGGCGGAGCCGGGCUCGGCCGCGGCCGACGCGGGCCCUGCCAGGCGGACGGCUCCUGAGCGGGGCCUCGGCGGGCGAGACCGUCGCGGACGCCUCCGGGAGCGACGGCACGGCCGUGGCCUUCGGCGCGAAUGGCUCCGGCCAGUGCCACGUGCCGGCGCUGGACGGAGCGCUGACGUACACCGCGCGCGUGCUCGUCGGCGCGACGCUGCUCCUACAGGCGUCGCUCGACGGCGGCGCGGUGCGCUUCCUGACCCUGGGCGGGGUGGAGCGCUGCCGGGUGCGGGUGGCGCCCGGUGCGCCGCUCGCUGGCGUGCGCGACUGGCUGGCGGGCGAGCUGGGCGCGGGCAGGCUGGGCCCCGGGCUCGGCCGCGCCGACGCGGCCCUGCCAGGCGGACGGCUCCUGAGCGGGGCCUCGGCUGGCGAGACCGUCGCGGACGCCUUCGGGUUGUAG